Syngnathus typhle (broad-nosed pipefish) is the source of this 2333-nucleotide messenger RNA. Its product is annotated as SLAIN motif-containing protein-like. Gene Ontology annotation, cellular component: microtubule plus-end. Gene Ontology annotation, biological process: microtubule nucleation; positive regulation of microtubule polymerization; cytoplasmic microtubule organization. The record is from RefSeq and is a predicted model, not a curated record. The transcript is spliced from 8 exons. NCBI's taxonomy places the organism in Eukaryota, Metazoa, Chordata, Actinopteri, Syngnathiformes, Syngnathidae. Bases 1007 to 2140 code for a protein of 377 amino acids.
CACCUCCCACUUUCUUUGCUAUGACGUCACGGAGGUGAAGCCAGUUUGAAUUUAGCCUGAUUUGAUUUAGUGAUUUGGUAUUUAACUUUAAAGGGUUAAGGUUAGUCUUUAUGAUCUGUGUUUUUAAACAUUUAAUUCUUAUUCACCUAUGUGCAAUACAUUUUAAUUGCAUUUAUUAUUUUAUUUGAUACCUUUAAAGCACCUGUCAAACUCAAGGCCCGGGGGCAAGAUGCGGCCCGCCACUUCAUUUUAUGUGGCCUGCGAAGACAAAUUGUGCAUCAAAUUCGUGUGUCAUUACUAGAAUGGCGAAUUGUCUUCACUUUUAAUAUCUUUUUUAAAAAUAUUUGACCAAUUUUUACUCGUCUGAUUUGAAAACGAAUUAUUUGUCAGUUUGUUUUGUAGCUUUUACUGUAUAUAUGAGGUGCUCAUACAUUUUCACAUUCAUAAUGGCCCUCCGAAAGAAGCUAUGACUACAAUGCGGUCCGCGAAAAAAAAUGAGUUUGACACCCUUGAUUUAAAGGGACAGUGUGUGUUUUCUGCCACCUAGUGGACAUUAAUAGAAUUAAAUGACAUGAAUUUGAAGCACAUGCAUUAUUGUAAUACUGUACACGUUUGUAUCUGCAAAAAUGAGGUAUAGUGUUAGCGUAAUUGUCAAAUGUAUGAAAUAAUUGCUGCAGGUUAUCAUGGCCAAAGUGUCAGCUGACAUUUCUUUUGGCAAAAAAAUCACAUUUUUAACACAGCUUGUAUUCCGGAAUAUCAAAGUGUUCCUUGAUAGUGUGCUGCUAAUUGACUUUUUUCUUUCUUAGCAGGAACUUGGCAACACUUUAAUCCACAUAAUCUUGUGAUGCUUUUCUAAAUCCAUCCAAUCUGUUGCGGCUCUAUAAUUAACAGCUCUGCUCUAGAAAUCUGGGUCAUUAGAUCGAAGCCCGAGUGCUGCAUCGUGUGCUGAGCAAGUUUUUAACCGAAACUCAGGAUUGAGAAACGUGUCCCCGCUGAGGAUACCCAAAUGGAUACUCAAAACCUGGCCAUACAAAACUGGAGUUUGGAUUUAUGCUCAAACCAUCCUAUUUUCCAGAGCGAGGGAAAGUCAGAUUCACGUCCCAGCGUGUGGGCCGAACCAACGGGAAUGAAGAGUUGCACUUCUCGGUCUUUUGCCAGGGAUGCUAGGAUGAGACUAGAUUUUUUAAAGUUUGGAUAUAAUUCUCAAUUGUCCUCCCCUGCCAAGGAUGAUGAUGAUGAAAAAGAAAAAGACCCAGGAACACAUACUGUUUUUGACUUAGUGGAUCUUCUUGAACUUAAAGAUGAUAAAGAGGAUCACGAAAGCUGGUUAUAUGAAUCUCCAAAAAAGCAGAUAUCAGAGGACAACCAGUCACCUCUGAGAUGGUGUCGACACAUCUUGGAUAAUCCGAGUCCUGAAAUGGAGGCCGCAUCUCGUUUACUUCGCAAUAAACUAAAUCAAAAAACAAGCAGUUCCUACAGGAGUAUCUUUUACAAACAGCCUGCAGGGCAAGAUCACACCGACAGUGCAUGUGUGGAUCCUCACAAUGACAAAAUAUCUACAAAUACGACACACGACACCUCUUUGGAUGAUCUGGCUAUGCCCUGUGAGUCCAUGACUACCAGCUACAAAUUGCAGGACAUCACAGAUGUUCACCUAAUGGCCCGUAUACAAGAAGACAGUUUACGACAGGACUACAUUUCCACGCCCGCCGGUGUUUCAGACCGAAGAAGUCCUGAGCCACAAGUUCGACUUCGUCAGCAAGUCACCCAGUUCAAGUUGCUCAAAAGAGCUCAAAAUCGAGCCAGGACAGAAUCCCCCCUUCGGACCAGCCUUCGUUCACUCCAGGCUCUGAGAAACAGUCGGAGUUUGGACACCGAUGACUGCCUGCCUGAUCAUCAAACACCAAACACAGCUUUACCAUCAGCAUCCACUAAGUCUAGCGACUGGUCACAAUUAGCGAGCGGGUCUUCAGUGCACAAGACGGCCACGAGGGAAGUGCAGAGGUCUCAGUCUCUCAGCCCCCGUAGGAUCUCUCAUCAUGCUAAGAGAUAUCUGUCUGUUAAUGCGUGUGUUUAUGCUUCACCUGAGAGGUCAAGCACUGCAGCUUGGGGCGGCACUUCGCCAUCAACGCGAAGGUGAAUCACCUCGGCCGACACUAUUCGGCGGAAACAUAAGGGCACAUUGUUUGACUGUGUUCAGUUGUUUAUAAAGCCGCUGAUUGGAUGAGAGCAGGACGCUUGCAACGACAUUGUCUUGCAUUUAUCCGGUUGAAUUAUUUCUUUUUAUAGCUGAGUUACCAUAGCGGACGUAAUGGUGUUAUGUAACGUAUCCU